AUGAAGAGAGGAUUAAUAUCGGCGGCUGUCCAACGGCGGCAGAAUGAUGAGUGUGAUUGUGGUGGGAAAGUGAUGGGCUGGCGGUGGCGAGACUGGCGGACGGCAGACGGCAGUCGACAGGCAGCGACGGGAGUGCCGAGGUUGUGUAGACGGGCGGUGGUUGGUGGCGGCGGACGGGGAUCUGCUGCUGGAGGUGGUGGCGGAUCUCCUCAGGAGUCGAACCAGCAGAAAGAGAGUCGGUUCGUCGAGGAUCAAUGUUGGGAGUCAAGUUUCCUGUUCGAGAUUCUCGAAUACCAUGGGGACAUGGAAGUCGCCGAGUUUGUGAACGAGGUAUCAACUGACUACGAAGGACCUCCUAUUUUUUAUGACGAGACUCAUGAGAUGGAUGAAUAUGGUGCUUGGCCUCAUAAACCAGGCUUUGCUACCCUUCCUUUGUUUGAUGUCCAGUCUAUCAUAGUGAAUGAAAAAGGAUAUGAAACAACAUAUUUUAGUGAGAAUAUGCGGUCACAGCUAUUUAACAAAUUCAAGGUUCCGGUCAUCCGUGAUUUGAACUAUUAUGGACGGAGGGUGGCUUGGUCACGCCGGAUUGGAAAGAUGACGAUGGCGAAGCAUGGUUGUGUACGAGAGGCGUGGUCCCGUUGA
Striga asiatica is the source of this 642-nucleotide messenger RNA. NCBI's taxonomy places the organism in Eukaryota, Viridiplantae, Streptophyta, Magnoliopsida, Lamiales, Orobanchaceae. The record is from the annotation of a GenBank genome assembly.